GGCCUAUUACGCUCAUUUAUAACACUGAGAAACCACCGAGACGGGGCGGGAUGGACAGAGCGGCCCUGAGAAACCACCGAGACGGGAAUGGAUGGAUAGAGCGGCCCCGGAAACCACCGAGACGGGAAUGGAUGGACGGAGCGGCCCUGAGAAACCACCGAGACGGGAAUGGAUGGACGGAGCGGCCCUGAGAAACCACCGAGACGGGAAUGGAUGGAUAGAGCGGCCCCGGAAACCACCGAGACGGGAAUGGAUGGACGGAGCGGCCCUGGGAAACCACCGAGACGGGGCGGGAUGGACAGAGCGGCCCCGGAAACCACCGAGACGGGGCGCGAUGGGCAAGAACUGCCCUGGGGCACCACCGAGACGGGGCCGGGUCGGAUACAACAGCCCUGAAUGACCAUCGAGACGGGGAGGAAUCGGCCAGAGCGGAAUUCCUCCAGGAUCACCGAGACAGGGCAGGAGCGGCCAGAGCGUCCUCGCGUAACCAUGGAGACGGGGCUGCGCCGGAAGCGGAAGUGACGCGCGCACGGAAGCGGCGGCAAGUGCGGCCCGGGGUCCCUGAGGGGUUCCGGGGUCCCUCAGGCCAUGGCGGACCCGUCGCUGCUCUCGGCCGAGCUGGAGGCGGAAGAGGAGGAGGAGGCGGCGCUGCGGCGGCUGCUGCUGCAGGUUACCCCGGACCGUGAGGAGGCCCCGCGGCCCGGGCCCGCCCGCGCCGUCACCCCGCAGCCGGGGCUGUGCGUCAAGACCCGCGCGGGCGGGCACAAGGCGUUCAUCAACGUGUGCCACUCGCCCGAGGUGCCGCCGCCGCCGCCCGUGCCCCCGCCGGGGCUGCAGCGGCUCCUGCGGGACCCUCCCGGCCCCGACGGCGGAUUCCGCAUCCCCAUGAGCCUGGGGGAGCCGCACGCCGAGCUGGACCGAGGCGGCCGCGGCUGCACCGCCUACGACGUGGUGGUGAACUCGGGCUUCUUCAGGACGCUGCAGGCUGACCCCCUGUACCUGGAGUUUUUCCUGACGGUGGCCAUGGAGGGGCUGUCGGAGAAGUACGGGGUGGAGCUGGAGCUGACUGGCUGGCGGGUGCUGCGGAACCGGAAGUUCCUGGGCAGCAUCUCGGCCCAGAGCAUCCGGGCCCGGCCCCGGCCCCGCAUCCAGGAGCUGCCGGGCCCCCCGGAGCCCCCCCAGUUCGUGGUGGUGGCCGAGCCCUCGGCCCAGGAGCCAAAGGUGCUGCAGGCCCGGGUGCACCUGCCCCAGGAGGGGGCGGGGUCGCUAUGGCUGGGGCUGAGCGAGGAGCGGCUGCUGCUGGCCCGGCCGCCGGCAGGGGGCGCGGCCGCGGGUCCGCCCGCCCGCCAGGGGGCGCUGCUGGAGCUGGGGCUGCCCCUGCGCGCCGACCCCGCGCGGUGCCGCGCGCGCUUCCACCGCCGCUCCAAGGUGCUCACCGUGACCGUGCCGCUGCGGGCGUGAGGGACACCGAGCACCGCGGGACCCCCUGAACACCGCGGGACCCCCCUAAAUACCG
Molecule: messenger RNA, 1516 nt
Organism: Oenanthe melanoleuca
Lineage: Eukaryota; Metazoa; Chordata; Aves; Passeriformes; Muscicapidae
Gene: PIH1D1
Product: PIH1 domain containing 1
Exons: 9
Coding region: 589-1461 (290 amino acids)
Biological process (GO): box C/D snoRNP assembly; rRNA processing
Cellular component (GO): cytoplasm; R2TP complex; ribonucleoprotein complex
Source: RefSeq, a predicted model, not a curated record